Molecule: messenger RNA, 4877 nt
Organism: Athene cunicularia (burrowing owl)
Lineage: Eukaryota; Metazoa; Chordata; Aves; Strigiformes; Strigidae
Gene: LRP8
Product: LDL receptor related protein 8
Exons: 18
Coding region: 16-2589 (857 amino acids)
Molecular function (GO): calcium ion binding; protein binding
Source: RefSeq, a predicted model, not a curated record
UCUUGGUAGAGGAAUAUGGAACCUACAAAGAAAACUUGUGCCGAGUCGGAUUUCACUUGUGACAAUGGCCACUGCAUCCCAGCCAGGUGGAAAUGUGAUGGUGAAGAAGAGUGUCCUGAUGGGUCAGAUGAAUCAGAAGCAGCCUGCACCAAGCAAGUAUGUCCAGCUGAAAAAAUUAGCUGUGGAGACUUAAGCAACAAAUGUAUCCCAUCAUCCUGGAGAUGUGAUGGGCAGAAGGAUUGUGAAAAUGGUGUUGAUGAGGCUGGUUGCACUCCUGCCUGUUCUCCCAAUGAGUUCCAGUGCAGUAACAAGUCAUGCAUCUCCAUCAUCUUCGUGUGUGACGGUGACAAUGACUGCGGGGAUGGCAGCGAUGAAAGAAAAUGCUCCCCUCUGACCUGCAACCCCAAUGAGUUCCAGUGCAACAACAGCGUGUGCAUCCCAGAGCUGUGGGUCUGCGAUAACCAGCCGGAUUGUGAGGAUCAGUCAGAUGAAUCCAUAGAGAAGUGUGGCUACGAUGCCAAGGCCCUCAACACCUGCGCAGCUCACGAGUUCCAGUGCGGCAAUGGUGAAUGCAUCCACCUGAACUGGAAAUGCGACGGGGAUGAAGAUUGCAAGGACAAGUCUGAUGAGCAGGAUUGCCCUCUGGUGACCUGCCGGCCAGAUGAAUUCCAGUGUGGUGAUGGGACCUGUAUCCACGGAGCAAAGCAGUGCGACAAGGUGCAUGACUGUCCUGACAACAGCGAUGAGGCAGGCUGCAUCCAAGAGUCAGCAUGUGAAAGUCCCAGCAAGUUUCAGUGUAAGAGUGGAGAGUGCAUUGACGGAGGCAAAGUGUGCGAUUCACAUAGAGACUGCAGGGACUGGUCUGACGAGCCUCUGAAAGAAUGUGGUAUUAAUGAAUGCUCUAUGAACAACGGUGGCUGCUCACACAUAUGCAAAGACUUGAAGAUUGGUUAUGAAUGUGAAUGCCCGCCCGGAUACAAGCUUCUGGAUAAAAAAACGUGUGGAGACAUAGAUGAAUGUGAGAAUCCAGACGCUUGUAGCCAGAUCUGCAUUAAUUACAAGGGGGACUACAAAUGCGAGUGCUACGAGGGAUACGAGAUGGACACCCUGUCCAAGAACUGCAAGGCUGUAGGCAAGAGUCCGUACCUGAUCUUCACCAAUCGCCACGAGGUCCGUAAGAUAGACCUGGUGAAAAGGGACUACUCCCGCAUCAUUCCCAUGCUGAAGAACGUCGUGGCACUAGACGUGGAGGUGUCAACAAACAGAAUAUAUUGGUGUGAUUUGUUCUACCGAAAAAUCUACAGUGCCUACAUAGACAAAGCCAGCGACACAGCUGAGCAGGUGAUUUUGAUAGACAGCCAGCUGAACUCUCCCGAAGGACUGGCCAUAGACUGGGUUCAUAAGAAUAUCUACUGGACGGAUUCUGGAAACAAGACCAUCUCUGUGGCCACUGCAGAUGGAAGCAGGAGGAGAACACUUUUCAACAGUGACCUCAGUGAGCCAAGAGCCAUUGCUGUUGAUCCCACACGGAGGUUCAUGUACUGGUCUGACUGGGGAGACAAAGCUAAGAUCGAGAAAGCCGGCCUGAAUGGCGUGGGGCGGCAGGUGCUGGUGACUGACAACAUUGAGUGGCCAAACGGCAUCACGCUUGAUUUGCUGAAUCAGCGUCUCUACUGGGUAGACUCCAAAUUGCAUUCACUGUCCUGCAUUGAUUUCAAUGGCAGCAACAGAAAAGUUCUGAUCUCUUCUGUUGACGAUCUGAGCCAUCCUUUCGGCUUAGCAGUGUUUGAGGACAGAGUGUUCUGGACUGACCUGGAGAACGAAGCAAUCUUCAGUGCAAACAGGCUGAAUGGCUUGGACAUCUCCGUUUUGGCAGAAAAUCUCAAUAAUCCUCAUGACAUCGUGGUAUUUCAUGAAUUAAAGCAGCCCAAAGCUCCAGAUUCCUGCGAGCUCAGCCCCCAACCAAAUGGAGGCUGUGAGUAUUUGUGUCUUCCCGCGCCUCAGAUCUCUCCCCAUUCUCCCAAGUAUACAUGUGCCUGUCCUGACAAUAUGUGGCUGGGUCCUGACAUGAAAAAAUGCUACAAAGAUCUUCCAACUACUUCAGCUACUCUCCUGGUUCCUACACCCGCAGCAUCCCAUGCUGCCGCCACCACACCACCACCUGGCAGUGCCAGGAACACCACUGACACCGUCCCCAGAGCUGCACCAGAAGCUACAAUUACCACCCCAGGUUUUCAUUUACCUUCCACCACAUCCAUCCUGAUAGAUUCCGAGAUAACCACUGGAAACAGCAAUUUAUCACAGCACUAUGCAAAUAAUGACCAAGGCUUUGAUUCAACUGUGACAGCAGCUGUUAUUGGAAUUGUCAUUCCUGUCGUGGUCAUCGGCUUGCUGUGCAUGGGGGGAUACCUCAUCUGGAGAAACUGGAAACGGAAGAAUACUAAAAGCAUGAAUUUUGAUAAUCCAGUGUAUAGGAAGACAACAGAAGAGGAAGAUGAAGAUGAAAUCCACAUUGGGCGGACUGCCCAAAUUGGACAUGUCUACCCAGCACGUGUAGCGUUAAGCUUAGAAGACGAUGGGUUGCCAUGAGGAUGAAGUUGCUGCUCCAAACACCACACUGAACAAAUUUGCUUUGGGUCACAGAACCUGCUUUUUCUUUUUGAUCGUUAUUUAUGUUGCAGAAGGGUAACCACAAAGUUAUAAUGAACUGCAAACAUCCAAAGGAUGUGAGAGUUUUGUAUGUAUAAUCUUUUAUACACAUUUUAACUUGUUGCACUACCCAUUUGUGAUAGUGAAUAAGCGACAGCUGAGCUACUAACUCAAUGUACAUAACCAGCCAGGCUGAAGGUUCAGUAGCUAUUGCUUUAUUUUAAGACUAUAUUUAUAGAUAUUUUGUAAAUAUGUUGAAUAUGCUUUGUGGCUAUCCAUCAACAUAAGUAAAACAAAUUCUGUACAGGCAGUUUAGAAAUAUUUAUUAACAAAAUCUGGAUUAUAAGAUCUGUUCUGUAAAUAUAGUAGAGGGGUGAGAGUAUUUAUUUUUUGUAUGUUUGGCUUGCUGUGCAUAGAUUAUCUGUGUAUAUAUCUAUCUAGACUAGAUAGAUAUAUAGGCAUAUAAAUAUAUACAUAUAUAUAAAAAUAUAUACAUAUAUUUUAAAACUACUAGCCUACCUUUAUGAAAACUAGGGAUAAUUGAAUUUUGACAGGAUGUUUGAGAAGUUUGCUUUGAAAUCUAAAGACACUAAGAAAGAGCAAGCUGUAUGGUAAGACAGCUGCCAAGUUCCUGUUUUCCAGACUGGCUCCUAAGUGUUUUUACCUUUUCCAGCCUAUCCAGAAGGAUUCCUCUGCAGUGCUUUUAACUGAAGAGCUAUUACUUACAGCUUUUUAGUCAGGAGAAGCUCCUACAGCACCAAGGUUUUUUGUGUUGUAUUGUUGCUUUUUACAGCUUGAUACAAAAGUGAUAGAGGUUGGUUGGUUGUAAAUCUUAGUGCUUUUCCCCACUGGGAAUCUUGCAGCGCUCAAAUUAGCUUAGAAUUGGUAGAAACAAAGAUGUAGCCAUAGACUCCCAUACACCCAAAGUGAACACUCUCACCUGGUUCAUCAGGAAACAAACCCAACACGGUAACAAAAGUUAAUUCCUUUCCUCCUUGCCUUUUCUCCCUACUCAUAUUGGCUAAGAGUCCAAAUGGAAAUGGAGAUGCUCUGGAGCAGUGUCUUAAUUAAGCAUAUAUAGAAUUCUUUGAAGUGCAGCAAUUAUCAUCCAAAUUACUGCCAAAGGAACAACCGGCACCAUAGCAGAUCUCCCAUACCACAGAGCACUGGGCAAGGAGGUGAAAAAUUCACAGCCUUCUCAAUAUCUUUGGCUGGGUCACCCUGCACCUUGCAGAAAAACACUGAGGUUUUUUUCUCAUCUCAUCCUGCAACUUCCCAGAGAAUUCCAUGGGAAGUGAAUACACUUACCUACUACUGCGUAAUGGACCAAACCUGAGAGAAUCCUCCUGGUGUUCUUAUGUCAGUCCAGGCUUUUGUGUUCAAGUGAGUAGAAGAAACUCGACCUGAAGAGGUUUUGGGGGUUUUUCCUUUUGUUUUCAUUUCUUUUAGAAUAAAUGCACAGUCUAAUGUGAGCUGGAAGUUGAUUCUUGACUAAGAAAAGGAAGAAAGUGUCUAAAGACCUAGUAUGCGUUACAAACACAAUACAUACUCUCGAAAUACUUCAUGGCCUGCAUAGACAAUACAUAAUAAUCAAGCAUCCUUCUAUUCAAAUUUUAGAUUUUAAGGCAGUGAAAAAAUGAUAAGGUAUGAAGCUGUUUCUACAAAUCCAUGCACUGUGUGCAUGAAGAAAAAAACUGAGAAAAGGCUGUAUGUGAUAACACUGAAACUAACAGAUGAAUGUAAAUAUAUUUGAAAGUUCUACAGUUUUGAUACUUUUUUAAGAACACAUACACACAAACCAACCUGUAUAAACCAUGUAUAAAAGGCUGCAGUUUUUUUCAAACCAUUGUAAAUGAACUCAAUGUGCAGUGCUGAUUUCAACCUUUACAGAUUUGUAACUGCUGAGAAGUCAAACACCAAAUUUGUUUUUUUAAGAAAUUAAUUAUUUUAAAUAACGGUUCAGAUUGUUAGGAUGAUAUUUAACAUUGUAAUAAUUUCUGAUCUCUGUAUUGUCAUAUUGAAGUUCUGUUAGAGUAAGUUCUUGCUUGGUGCCUUUUGUGUUUCAGUCUUUAUGUUACAGACAAAAGGACCAGGGAGGGGCGGGGGAGGGAUCUGCUCUGUGUAACACUUGCUGUACUUACAUCAAUAAGUAUAACUGAAAACCAAAUGAACACAUUUGUAAAACAGUGCACUGUUUCUAUAGAAAGAUUAAAUUUUUUUAUCUGGGA